AUGGCUGAAAACACGCGUUUAAGGGAUCUGUCACAACGUUUUGAAACUUUGGAUGAACAAUUUCGAGCUGCAGAGACUGUUCGUGCACAACAGUAUUUGGGUUUGCAAGAAUCCAACUCUCAGUUGCAGGAGUCCUAUCUCCACUUACAGGAAUCUCAGAACCGUUUACAUGUAGAUCUGGCUCGUCUUCUGGAGUUGCAACAAAAUUCUCCGGGACGCGGAAUUUUGGGUUCUGGUCCGCAUGGUAAUGAUAAUUCCAGAGCGCGCCAAGUCAAGCUUGAUUUUCCUCGUUUUUCGUCAGGUGAUCCAACUACUUGGAUCGUGGCUGCGGAACGAUAUUUCACCUUCUACCAGGUUCCCUUACCAGAUCGUUUAAAUUUAGCUGCCUUCCAUUUAGAUGAACCUGCUGCUAGUUGGUUUUAUGGUUCGGAUCAAAAUGGUUUAAUGCCUGAUUGGCGCACAUUUUGCACGGCUGUUCUUCGCCGUUUUGGGCCCUCUGAAUUUGAUGAUCCUGCAGGAGCCUUGGUUAAAAUUCAUCAAACUGGAUCUGUGUUGGAUUACCAAUCCACAUUUGAAAAACUAGUGAGUAAGGUGCCUGGCCUUACAGCUCCUUUGCUACGGAGCAUUUUUAUUUCUAGUUUAAAGGCCCAUAUAUGUCGCCUUGUUUUGACUCAUAGACCUCAAGAUUAUCAUGAGGCCUUUUCUCUGGCACGUGUGUAUGAGGAUCAGUCUUCUGACUAUAAACCUUCGCGCACCUGGUCUAAUCCACCAAAACCUCCACCGAACCAGAUAAGCUCUACUCUAAGCUUAACCAACAAACCGCAUUCUUCUCUGCCCUCUUCGGGUCCAUUGGCUGCCAUUCCUAUUCGUCGGCUUUCUCCGACUGAGAUGCAGGUGAAACGUGAGAAGAAUUUAUGUUAUACAUGUGACGAACCAUAUUCUUUUGGUCAUAAGUGUAAGGGUCGUGCUACUCUUCUGUAUAUGGAAGGAACAGAUGCUGAUCCGGAUGAUAGUUUUCAGGAGGAGGUUGUUGAACUCCCUACGCAUGAUAUUACUUCCGAAAUCAGCCUCAAUGCUCUUUUUGGCCACAACUGCUCGCGGUCUUUUCGUCUCACAGGGUCACUACAAGGGAAGCCUAUUCAAACUUUGGUGGAUGGGGGUAGUACCCACAAUUUUAUAACGGAGCGUAUGGCUAAUUUCCUUGAUCUCACCUUGCAACAGGUGUCCCAUUUCCUUGUACAGGUGGGCAAUGGAGAUGCUUUGCGGUGUCAUGCUUUUUGUCCUGCUGCCUCUUUACUGCUUCAGUCCCACGUUUUUGUUGUGGAUCUUUAUGUGUUGGAUCUCAAAGGGGCGGAUGUGGUAUUAGGGGUCCAAUGGCUUGCGACUCUUGGGCCGAUUGUCACAGAUUAUUCUAAAAUGACUAUGACUUUUCAACAUUUGGCCACAACGGUCAUUUUACAUGGCAACUCAAAUAUUGCACCCACACCGACUACUAAUGCUCAGUUCCAAAAAUUAAUGGUCCAGAAAUCUGUCUCUUCAUGUUUUAUGUGUCUCAUUAGUAAUGUACCAAACCAGCUUUCUAUACCCGCUAAAGCCCAAACACCUCCCUCUAUUCAACAAAUUUUACACAAGUUCCAAGAUGUCUUCGCCACCCCUUCAUCUUUACCCCCUGAUAGAAACUGUAAUCAUUCCAUCAACCUCUUCCCAAACUCGAAACCUGUUCAAGUAAGACCCUACCGAUAUCCACAUUUUCAGAAGACGGAGAUUGAGAAAAUGGUUGCUGAAAUGUUGGAUACUGGUAUUAUUCAGCCCAGCCGUUCACCUUUCAGUUCACCGGUUAUUUUGGUCAAAAAGAAAGAUGGGACGUGGCGUUUUUGUGUUGAUUAUCGCGCCCUUAAUACCAUUACUAUUCCGGAUAAAUUUCCUAUUCCUACAGUUGAUGAACUGAUUGACGAGUUGCAUGGUGCCCAGAUCUUUUCAAAGCUUGAUCUUCGGUCAGGCUAUCACCAAAUAAAAAUGAAUCCACUGGAUGUUCACAAAACGGCAUUUCGAACCCAUAGCGGUCACAUUGAGUUUCUUGUGAUGCCUUUUGGGCUGUCUAAUGCCCCGUCUACCUUUCAGGCCGCUAUGAAUCAUAUAUUCACUGGGUUUUUGCGUCGUUUUGGGCCACGUGAUUUCGGCAGCUGGGGUUAG
Messenger RNA from Gastrolobium bilobum, 2193 nucleotides. RefSeq lists its product as uncharacterized. The record is from RefSeq and is a predicted model, not a curated record. The coding region runs from base 1 to 2193 and encodes 730 amino acids. Lineage: Eukaryota; Viridiplantae; Streptophyta; Magnoliopsida; Fabales; Fabaceae. The transcript has a single exon.